UCGUUGUUCGCUGUGUUUCACGACUGACAGUCCAAAACAUCAAAGAAUUGUAAACUCAUUUUGCUAGACAUUAUUUCUAGUAUUUUUGUGAAUUACAAACUUUGAACGAAUUUGUUUCACUAUCGUUAAAAAAACGUCGUGAGUUUUUGUAAGCAUGUAUGCUUCCGCGAUAAAUUCCGAACCGUUCUGGGGAAAUGGUCCGAGUCCCGGAGCAUUCUACAAUUUUCCAGGUGCCGGUAUCAAAAGCGGAGAUAUAUCGAAUGGAAUAGUAACUCCUGGCGAGUUCGGAACUCAACGGUCAUACACGCCAGUCAACACUGGAACAUCUGUGGUCGGCUUAAAAUUUGCGAACGGAGUGAUUAUUGCUGCCGACAAAUUGGUUUCAUAUGGCUCUCUGGCGCGCUACCACGACGUUGAUCGCGUAUACAAAAUCAACGACAAAACGAUUAUCGGAAUCGGAGGAGAUUUCGCCGAUUUUCAGUUCAUUAAACGUUACAUCGACCAAAAAGUUGUCGAUGACAUGUGUUUGGCUGAUAAAAACGAAUUGAAACCAAAAUCCCUCUAUAACUGGCUGACUCGGGUGAUGUACAACCGCCGAUGUGACUUCAAGCCGCUUUAUCUUGAUAUGGUAGUAGGAGGCAUUCAGGAUGAGGAACCAUUUCUAGGACAUGUCAAUCUUCGUGGACGUGCAUACACUAGCAACGUAGUAGCUACGGGGUACGGAACCCAUUUAGCAUUACCUCUUCUACGGGAAUAUUCGGAGAAUCCAACAGCUUAUUCAGGAUUAAAUCUUCAGAAAACCAACGAACUCGUGAAAAGCGUUAUGGAGGUUCUUUGGUACCGUGAUUGUCGCAGUGAUCCAAAGUAUUCACAAGUACUUUGUACCUCAGACGGCGUUCAGUUGGAUCAACAUUGCUUUGUCAAGCAAAAUUGGAAUCUGGCUACAAUGAUCAAAGGAUAUUGAAGAAGACAAUAAGUUUUAUUAAUAUUCCUGAUUAAAUUACAAUAAAUACAAUUUUCAGCAUCCUU
Molecule: messenger RNA, 1029 nt
Organism: Malaya genurostris
Lineage: Eukaryota; Metazoa; Arthropoda; Insecta; Diptera; Culicidae
Gene: Prosbeta7
Product: proteasome subunit beta type-4
Exons: 3
Coding region: 155-964 (269 amino acids)
Cellular component (GO): proteasome core complex
Source: RefSeq, a predicted model, not a curated record